Physcomitrium patens is the source of this 703-nucleotide messenger RNA. RefSeq names its product protein DELETION OF SUV3 SUPPRESSOR 1(I). The record is from RefSeq and is a predicted model, not a curated record. Gene Ontology annotation, biological process: mRNA export from nucleus; proteasome assembly; double-strand break repair via homologous recombination. NCBI's taxonomy places the organism in Eukaryota, Viridiplantae, Streptophyta, Bryopsida, Funariales, Funariaceae. Gene Ontology annotation, cellular component: proteasome complex; proteasome regulatory particle, lid subcomplex.
GAGCUUGGGUUAGGGUUUGGUGUAGGACUCUCUGAUUGAUCGGCAAUCGUCAACGGUGGUAGCGUGGAACACAUCGUAGCGAUGGCGGGGGCUACUGGUGCUGCGGCGACGGUGAAAGAGGCUGUGGAAGACCCCAAGCUGGACGUAUUCGAAGAUGACGACGAGUUUGAGGAGUUCGAGAACGAGGUGUGGGACGACGAAGACGAGGGGAAAGGCGCCUUGCAACAAUGGGAGGACGAUUGGGAUGACGACGAUGUCACGGAUGACUUCUCCUUGCAGCUCAAGAAGGAGCUCGAGAAGGUGGACAAGUGAAUGCACUGUGAUCUUGAAGAGAUUGUAGGGUAUUGUUGGAAAAACCUAGAACAUCUGCUUUCUCCGUGUUUUGAUAUGCGGGUUGCAGUUUCCAGUAUUGUCGGACGAUGCUACUUGCAAGGGAAAGGGACGACAAGAGCUUCGAGAUGAGGAAGAGCUUCAGCUGUAGGUUUAACCCGUGGAUGCCUCGUUCCUCAGGAUGAGGCACGAACUGAACUAGACUGCAGGGAUUUGAACUUGGGUAGGAGAAUCUUAUAUAAUUUCAAAUUCUAGAGUGACAAUUUUUCUUUUAUGAUUGGAAAGGGGGAAACUUAAAAUUGAACUUGUUAUAAUUUUGAUUCCCUAUGUAUGAUCUGCCUUAAGGAACAGUUGGAAGCUUAAUCUCGAGGAA